This is a messenger RNA of Argentina anserina (silverweed cinquefoil), 501 nucleotides long. RefSeq lists its product as uncharacterized. The transcript has 5 exons. The record is from RefSeq and is a predicted model, not a curated record. NCBI's taxonomy places the organism in Eukaryota, Viridiplantae, Streptophyta, Magnoliopsida, Rosales, Rosaceae. Gene Ontology annotation, biological process: proteasome assembly. Gene Ontology annotation, cellular component: cytosol; nucleus.
AUGGAGUUCAUUCCCUAACAAGGCACACGCAACUACGCCGACUCCUCCACUUUAAUCCUCCCGCCGCUGUCGAUCGGAAAUGUGGGCCAUCUCGCCGUGGAUCUUCUUGUGGUGUUGGCCAAGGUGGAGAGAGUUGGGUUUCUGGACAGUCCGUAUGUUCUUCCAUGCGUUGGGAACGAUGCAUAUGGGACUGUUCCUCAAGGCCAACUUGGUCUUCCUCUUGAAGUUUAUGAGUCAGCUUCUAGUGUGAUGGCUUUAAUCCAGCAGAGGUCGCCUGUCGUGAAGGAUAUGAUGAUUGAGUUUGCUACGAAGUUGGCUGACUAUGUUGCUGCCAGUGGAAAGAAGCAUGUCAUUGUGCUUUCGAGCUUGGAUUUUGGGAGGUGGCAGAGAAUUGAUAUGUCAAGGCAAAAGGAUUGAAGGUUAUCUGCUUAUUAUGCUACUGUUCAGAAGGAGACAACACAGCUGAUGCUUUCCAUUUGGUUGAAGCAGCAUGUACACUAC